This is a messenger RNA of Torulaspora delbrueckii, 2025 nucleotides long. RefSeq names its product proline--tRNA ligase. Gene Ontology annotation, biological process: prolyl-tRNA aminoacylation. The record is from RefSeq and is a predicted model, not a curated record. Gene Ontology annotation, molecular function: ATP binding; aminoacyl-tRNA deacylase activity; proline-tRNA ligase activity. Bases 1 to 2025 code for a protein of 674 amino acids. Lineage: Eukaryota; Fungi; Ascomycota; Saccharomycetes; Saccharomycetales; Saccharomycetaceae. Gene Ontology annotation, cellular component: aminoacyl-tRNA synthetase multienzyme complex; cytoplasm. The transcript has a single exon.
AUGUCUGUGGAAGAAGCUUUUUCCAAGCUUUGUUUGAGCGAGAAACCGGCGCAAGAUGCAACCGCUGUGAAAUCGUUAGUGUUCAAGCCAAAGACUGCUAAGACUGCUACCCCAAUUCCUAUUAUUGUUGUAGCAUUGCAAUCUACUAGUACUCCUUCGCCUCUACUUGCUCAGGCUACAUCUUUGAAAGAUCCAAGAUUAGCUCGCGAUGAGUUGUUCCAAUCAUUUUUCAAGUGCGACUCUGCUAAGAAGUUUACGCUUGCUUACAUCGGCAAUGCCGAGUCUGAAUUUCGUUUGCUGGUUGACAAUCAAUUAGAAUCUCUUGAGGACUCUACUGUGCUACAAUUGAACGAAUCUUUGUUCAUCAAGAAGAGCGAGUUGACUCAGUUUUUGUCGCAAUUUGAAUCCAAUAAGCAGUCUGUGGAUUUUACUCAGGAAGUCGCUAAGCCAGCCCCUAAGGCCAAGGAGGCCACUGCUGUUUCCAAUGCAGCUUUGGAAGAUGCCAAAUUGAUUGGUAUUACUGUUGAUAAGGCAUUGGAUUUCUCCGGAUGGUAUCAACAAGUCUUGACCAAGGGUGAAAUGCUGGAUUAUUACGAUGUUUCUGGUUGUUAUAUUUUAAGACCUCCAUCCUACUCGAUUUGGGAACAAAUUCAGAGAUGGUUUGAUGACAAGAUUAAAGGUUUGGGUGUCCAAAACGCUUACUUCCCAAUGUUCGUCUCCUCUCGUGUGCUAGAAAGAGAGAAGGAUCACAUCGAAGGUUUCGCCCCAGAAGUCGCAUGGGUCACCAAAGCUGGUAAGUCCGAGUUGGAAGAACCAAUUGCGAUCAGACCUACCUCUGAGACUGUCAUGUACCCUUACUACGCUAAGUGGAUUAGAUCUUACAGAGAUUUGCCAUUGAAAUUGAACCAAUGGAACUCUGUGGUUAGAUGGGAAUUCAAACACCCUCAACCAUUCUUGAGAACUAGAGAAUUUUUGUGGCAAGAAGGUCACACUGCUCAUUUGACUGUUGAGGACGCCAAAGAGGAAGUCUUAAACAUCCUUGACUUUUACGCUGGCGUCUACGAAGAGUUAUUGGCUGUUCCAGUGGUAAAGGGUAAGAAGACCGAGAAGGAAAAGUUUGCCGGUGGUGAGUUCACUACUACUUGCGAAGGUUACAUUCCACAAACUGGUCGUGGUAUCCAAGGUGCUACUUCUCACCACUUGGGUCAAAACUUCUCCAAGAUGUUCAACGUCUGCGUGGAAAAUCCACUAGGUUCUGAACAUCCAAAACUAUUUGUUUAUCAAAACUCAUGGGGUUUAUCCACUAGAGUGAUCGGUGUCAUGGUAAUGAUUCACUCUGAUAACAAGGGUCUUGUCAUCCCACCAAGAGUUUCACAAUAUCAAGCUGUGGUUAUCCCAGUGGGUAUCACCAAGAAGACCACCGAUGCUGAGCGCAGUAACAUUCAUGCAUCUGCUAAGGCAUUGGAGGAUCGUUUGAAGAAGGCUGGUGUGAGAGCAUUCGGUGACUACAAUGACAAUUACACUCCAGGGUGGAAGUUCUCUCAAUACGAACUGAAGGGUGUGCCAGUACGUAUUGAACUAGGUCCAAAGGACAUUGAAAAGGGACAAGCUAUCGUGGUUCGUAGAAACGACGCCCGUAAAUACACCGUCCAAUUGGAUGAAUUGGAGACUCGUAUACCAGAAAUUUUGGAAGAAUUGCAACAAGAUUUGUACUUGAGAGCCAAGGAAUUAUUCGACACUCACAGAGUUAUCGUUGAAGACUGGAAGGACUUCGUUCCAAACUUGAACAAGAAGAACGUCAUCAUAUCCCCAUGGUGUGGUGUGAUGGAAUGUGAGGAAGAUAUCAAGGACUCAUCAGCAAAGAAGGAUGAUGGCGAAGAACUUGAGCAAGACGACAAGGCUCCUAGUAUGGGUGCCAAGUCUCUAUGUAUCCCAUUUGAACAACCAGAAUUGAAGGCUGGCCAAAAAUGUGUCAGAUGUGACCGCGCAGCAAUCGAAUACUGUAUGUUUGGUCGUUCCUACUAA